AUGCAAACGCAUUUUGAAGAACGUGUUGCCGAAAAGUACAAUCGGGCACUUCAGCGUGGUGAACUGAGCUUUAUAGAAAGUAAAGUUACUCAUAUAAAAGAUAAAGGAAUCGAGUUUGAAAUUCGACUUGCACCUAGUUUGGCUAAGAAACCUACCGGUAAUUUAAGGACAAAAGAUGAACUGCAGCAGAAACCUAAGGCAGACCCUUUUUUACCCUAUAACCAAGAUUUAUUUGUGCAAGAACACGGAAAAUAUAAUAUAUUAUUAAAUAAGUUUUGUGUUGUUCCCCAUCAUUUAAUAAUCGCUACUAAGGACUUUGAAAAACAAACGGAUCCUCUUAAUCCAGAAGAUCUAGAAAGUAUAUGGCAUUUUAUGAUGCAAAUUAAAAGUCAACCAUCACUUGCAUUCUUUAAUUGCGGUGAGCUUUCGGGUGCAAGGUCACAAUCCUUUGUCUUACAAUUUAAUUAUGACUCAUACAUGGUUAAUGAUCGUACCUAG
This is a messenger RNA of Racocetra fulgida, 498 nucleotides long. The record is from the annotation of a GenBank genome assembly. NCBI's taxonomy places the organism in Eukaryota, Fungi, Glomeromycota, Glomeromycetes, Diversisporales, Gigasporaceae.